This is a messenger RNA of Alosa sapidissima (American shad), 2662 nucleotides long. RefSeq names its product UV radiation resistance associated gene (gene uvrag). The coding region runs from base 238 to 2469 and encodes 743 amino acids. Gene Ontology annotation, molecular function: SNARE binding. The record is from RefSeq and is a predicted model, not a curated record. Gene Ontology annotation, cellular component: endosome; lytic vacuole. The transcript is spliced from 15 exons. Gene Ontology annotation, biological process: SNARE complex assembly. NCBI's taxonomy places the organism in Eukaryota, Metazoa, Chordata, Actinopteri, Clupeiformes, Clupeidae.
UGAUUGGGCGUGCGCAAGAGCAACGGAUAAUGGCCUCCUAAGCAAGUAUCAUUUUGUUUAUGAUGUCCUCCCAACUGCUGCGAUAAAGCAUCGAUUUAGUCAAUUAGACUUUUUUGACCAUCUAUUACAGUUUGCGUUGUGAGACUUUGUCCUGGCCCUUUAUUACAAGAAACGCUUUGGUGGUGGGCAUGAGCUGUUUUAUUGAAUGAAGCAAACGCACCUACUACCGAUAGGAGGAUGAGCUCCAUCGCCGGUCGGGAUCUUGCUGUCUCCGCCGCUUCUGUCAGUAACCCGGGAGCUUCAUCUUCUCGUGCGUUGCACGUAGAGCUCACAUCCCAGCAGAGGCGUCUGCGCCACCUGCGCAGUAUUGCGGCCCGUAACAUCGUCAACAGGAAUGGCUCCCCGCUGCUGGACACUUGCUUCACUCUGCACCUCUGCUCGGAGGACCGCAUCUCCAAAGACUUUUACAAAAGUGAAAUCAUCAGAGACUCUUUGAACCCCACAUGGCGGAGCCUGGACUUUGGCAUGCUGCCCGACCUGCUGGACACGUCGGUGUCCUGCUUUGUGGUGCGGAUCUGGGGCGGCCGAGGGGAGCAUUUCCAGCUUCUCAUCGAGUGGAAGGUCAACCUGGAUGGACUCAGAUACACUGGGCAGCAGAUUCGCUCCAGGAAUCCAAAUGAGAUCAUAUUUGGAUUAAAUGAUGGCUACUAUGCAGCUGACUUUGAUCAAAAGGAUCACUCGGAGAGGAAGAAGAACAGCUUGCUUCAGGUGGACCAGAGCUCUGUGCGAAACUCCUACAGCGUCUUCUCACUUCUGAGGCUCCACACUGCCCAGAGGGCCAUUAAGCAGACCCAGGUGACCGUGCAGAAGAUCGGGAAGGAGAUUGAGGAGAAGCUGAGGACGACGGCGGCCUGCACAGAGAGGCAGAAGAAAGAGCGCGAGUGCAGGCACCUGCGCAUCAGCGUCCUGCGGAGUGAGCUGGAGAGGCAGAGGAAGGAGCUGGCCAAAGAGAUGGACACGCAGCACAAGGAGAAGAUGCAGCUACAGAAGAAGGAGGAAGCGUUUUCCAUGAAGCACCAGACUCUGGAGAAGGAGAGGGAGUUUUUAAGCGAACAGCAGAAAGAAUGCACAGCCAAGAGAGAAUUGUUCCUGAAGUCCAAUGCACAGCUGACCUUCCGAUGUCGGCAACUCCUGUCUGAGCUCUCCUACAUUUACCCCAUCGAAGUGAACAAUCAGUCGGACUAUGUCAUAUGUGGGGUCAAGCUGCCGAACUCCGAGGACUUUCAAGCAAAGGAUGAUGGGAGUGUGGCCGUCGCCCUGGGUUACACGGCGCACCUGGUGCUCAUGGUGUCCUGCUUCCUCCAGAUCCCCCUCAGGUACCCGCUGAUCCACAAGGGCUCGCGCUCGUCCAUCCGCGACACCAUCACCGACAAGCUGACCGAGAAGGAGCGAGAGUUCCCACUGUACCCCAGAGGAGAACGCUUUCAGUUUGAAUAUGGUGUCUACCUUCUCAACAAAAACAUUGCCCAGUUGAGGUAUCAACACGGUCUCUCCACUCCAGACCUUAGACAAACGCUACCCAACUUGAAAAACUUUCUGGAACAUGGGCUGCUGGUUCGUUGUGACCGGUACCAGGUGUCCUCGUCCAUCCCUGUGCCCAUCAAGUCCCAGCUGAGUGUGUCCAUGGCCUCUGACAUGCCCUCGCCGCCUGACUUGGAUGGCUCCCCCGACCGGGCACUCCGCAAGCGGGCCGGCUCCGAGGCCGACAAGCCCAAGUACCAGAGCCCGCCGUCCAGCUACGACACCACCAUGGCCCAGCCCACCACCGCCACCAUCCCCAACCCACUGGCAGCCGCCUCUGACGACCCUGACCAGGAAUUGUCCCCCUCCUUAGAGCCGGCCAUCGAUCUGGCCGAAACGUUGGAGGCCCAGCCCGUGGCGGCCGAGCCGGACGCCCAGGAGGCAGCAGGGGCGGAGGCCGAUCUGGAGAAGUCUCGUUCCCAGUCAGAGUCGACCGCCUCCGCCGACGACUCCAUGGCGUCCACCACCCAACAACAUCAGGUUGCCACGGCGACUGAGGAGACGGUCACCCAGCAGCAGCAGCAGCAGCAGCACCCAGGCACCAUGAACGGUUCGGCGCUGCUCGGGGAUGGCCUGGCGGCGGCACCUGCCCCGGCAGCAGAGAUGUGCUGCCCGGUGGAGCGGGCGGAGGAGAUCAUGGGCACGGAGGCCCUGGGGCUGGGCAUGGGCCUGGGCAUGGGGCUCGGCCUGAGCCUGGGCGCGGGCGGCCGGCUGGAGGACUUCCCCGGGGGUAACAUCCCCGUGGAACACGCGGUAGCCGUGGAGUGCGAUGACCAGGUGCUGGGAGAGCUGGACACGGCCGGCCUGGAGGAGUUCUCCCGCCGCAUCUAUGCGCUCAACGAGAACAUGCCCAGCUUCCGACGGCCGCGCAAGAACUCGGACAAGUGACCGGCCCAGAGCCUAAGCAGCUGUAGAGGUCAUGUCCUGGGGGAACCCGCAGAAAGACUGACACCAUACCACAUGAUCAUAUAUAUGUACAGUAUAUAUAUAUAUGACGCUACUAAGACAUAUCUGACCAAUUUGCACUUCUUUAAGCAUUUCUAUAAUCAUUGAAAUUAUAUUAAAAGUAAUGAUGCUGAAA